AUGGUGGGGGUCGACACGGAACGCCGUGCAUCCCCCGCGCGACGCCGCGCCGUGACGUCACGGGGGUCGAAUCAAUAUCACACCGAGUGCCCUCCCUCCGUCGUCGUCGGUCCUCGCGCGACGGCAGACGGCCGACCGCCUCAGUACGAGGUGGCCCCCGCGACUGUACGGGACGACGACGACGGCACGUUCCGGCAGCGUCGUUCCGACAACAACGACAACAACGACGACGACGACGAACGACGGGACGGUGGCGGCAACAAUCACGGCCACGAUUACGAAAACGACGACACGCCGAUCCGUUCGACCCCCGACUUGUAAAGAACCGUGCUGAUCCCCGCGAUCGGUCCCGGUGCCGUGGGUGCAGGAGGAAGGCGAGGAGAAAGGGUGGAAACGAAGAAACCAAGCAGGCAGGGAAGCAGCGGGCUCGGUGAGUUGGGUGAAAAUCGAUGGCCAUCAGCGCCCAUGGGCGGCCUCGCGUUUAGGACAAGGAAUAGCCCCUCCCAGAAGACCUCGCUCCGGUGGGGCGACUGCUGCCCCCCAAACCUUAACCCAGCGUCGUCGUCGGCCGUCUGGAAGCACCGUCAUCAGGAAAUGCCGCCGGUGCCCGUAUAUCCAGACGGUCCCAAAGCGGAUCGGCCGCCGAAUUUCUCGGACCUACGUCUCCGUCAGCUCGAGCUCGCGCCGGUAGACACUUAUUCCCCGAAAAUGAUCAACAUCGCCGGGGUGGUCUCCAUCGUUCUCUUCUACCUGCUGAUCCUGGGCGUGGGAAUAUGGGCGGCCAGGAAAAAGGAGGCGGGCAACGACUCCGAGGAGGAGGUCAUGCUGGCUGGCCGCUCCAUCGGGCUCUUCGUCGGGAUAUUCACGAUGACGGCGACCUGGGUCGGCGGUGGUUACAUCAACGGUACCGCCGAGGCAAUCUACACCAGGGGCCUGGUCUGGUGCCAGGCACCCUUCGGAUACGCCCUCAGCCUCGUUUUCGGUGGUAUUUUCUUCGCGAACAAGAUGCGACAGCAGGGGUACGUCACGAUGUUGGAUCCGCUUCAAGACGCGUUUGGGGAGCGUAUGGGCGGCCUCCUCUUUCUGCCUGCUCUGUGCGGCGAGGUCUUCUGGGCGGCGGGUAUCCUCGCGGCCCUCGGUGCCACGCUGGCGGUCAUCAUCGACAUGGACCAGGGCACCUCCGUCAUCCUGAGCGCCUGCAUCGCGGUUUUCUACACUCUCUUCGGCGGUCUCUACUCCGUCGCUUAUACCGACGUCAUUCAGCUCUUCUGCAUAUUCAUCGGUCUGUGGAUGUGUAUUCCGUUCGCUUGGGCCAAUCCGAAGGUAGAAUCUCUUGGUUCCAUGGAUGUUGAUUGGAUCGGCAAAGUUAACCCCGAGGAGUAUUGGUAUUAUUUGGAUUACGGUUUACUUUUGAUAUUCGGCGGUAUACCUUGGCAAGUGUACUUCCAACGCGUCCUCUCGUCGAAAACCGCGGGAAGAGCUCAAAUAUUGAGUUACGUUGCCGCUGCGGGUUGCAUCCUCAUGGCCAUUCCCCCCGUCUUGAUUGGAGCGAUCGCCAAAGCAACUCCUUGGAACGAGACGGAGUAUACUGGUCCCUAUCCUUUCACGGAGGCGGAGACCAGCAUGAUUCUGCCGUUGGUCCUGCAACACUUGACACCGAACUUCGUUUCCUUCUUCGGGCUGGGAGCGGUCUCGGCGGCGGUGAUGUCUUCUGCGGACAGCAGCAUCCUCUCUGCUAGUUCGAUGUUUGCUAGAAACGUUUACAAAUUAAUCUUCCGUCAGCGGGCGUCGGAGAUGGAGAUCAUCUGGGUGAUGCGGGCGGGGAUCGGCGUGGUCGGCGUGCUGAGCACCGUGAUGGCCCUCACGAUACCGUCGAUCUACGGCCUCUGGUCAAUGUGCUCGGACCUGGUCUACGUGAUCCUGUUCCCGCAGCUACUGAUGGUGGUGCACUUCAAGGACUACUGCAACACCUAUGGCAGUCUGUCAGCAUACAUAAUCGCCUUUCUGGUGCGCAUCAGCGGCGGCGAGCCGGUGAUGGGGCUGCCCGCGCUAAUACGCUACCCGGGGUACGACGAGGAGACCAAGACGCAAAUGUUCCCGUUCAGGACGAUGGCAAUGCUGAUAUCGCUGGUGACCCUGGUCGCUGUGUCGUACGGCACGCAGUUCGUCUUCCUGACCGGGCGACUCGCCCCGGGCUACGACGUCUUCAGGUGCGUGGUGAACAUACCGGAGGACGUCGAGCGGGUGGGCCCGGACCCGGCCGAGGGCGAACAGAUGGCGGUCCUAGCCGGGGGCGUCGGCAGACUCUACGGCAGCAAGGACGAAUCGAACGGCCGAGUGAAUCCUGCACUCGAGCCGGACUACGACAUGGAGCCGGGAUGUACGAUGGUCGGCGGUACAGCGGACGGCGUCAUCGGCGGCGGCGGCGGCGGGGUCGGCGGCGCCGGGGGACACCUGGUGCCCCACGUGCCCGGCGGCGCGCCCCGACAGCCGCAAUCCAGCACCGCGUUCUAAUUCCUGGUUCCGUGAUCGGAUGCUGUGACCAACAAUAAGUGCGGCGGUGCGGGUCUCUGUCUUUCGUUU
Temnothorax curvispinosus is the source of this 2583-nucleotide messenger RNA. It is a transcript of the gene ChT, whose product is annotated as high-affinity choline transporter 1-like. Gene Ontology annotation, cellular component: plasma membrane. Lineage: Eukaryota; Metazoa; Arthropoda; Insecta; Hymenoptera; Formicidae. The record is from RefSeq and is a predicted model, not a curated record. Gene Ontology annotation, biological process: acetylcholine biosynthetic process; transmembrane transport; choline transport. Gene Ontology annotation, molecular function: choline:sodium symporter activity.